AUGUUUACAAAAGUACUGUCAUUAAGCGCUAUUUUGGCGGUUGCGGCUGCAGGCCUUAUCGCUGAACCUCAUUACUCCUCCGCUGCCGCAGUUUCUUCUCAAAGUAUCGUUCGUCACGAUCAACCUCAUGCUGUAGCUGCCGCUCCAGUUGCAAUCCACGCUGCUCCUGUUGCCAUUCACUCUGCUCCUGUUGCCUACCAAGCCGCACCAGUACACUAUUCAUCUGCCGGGGCUGUAUCUUCUCAGUCAAUCCAACGCCAUGAUCAGCAACGUGCCUCUAUUGCUGUUGCACCAGUAGCCCACUACGCCGCUGCUCCAGUUGCUAUUCACUCUGCUCCUGUUGCCUACCACGCAGCACCAGUACACUACUCAUCUGCCGGAGCUGUAUCUUCUCAGUCAAUCCAACGUCAUGACCAACAGCGUGCUGCUAUUGCCUUGGCUCCCGUAGCCCACUACGCCGCUGCUCCAGUUGCUCACUACGCAGCUGCUCCAGUUGCUCGUUACGCAGCUGCCCCUGUCGCCCACUACUCUGCCCCUAUUGCACAUGCUGCAUAUGCUGCCCACGAAGAAGUCGACUCUCACCCUCAAUACGACUACUCUUAUUCCGUACAUGACGGACACACCGGUGACAACAAGUCACAGCACGAGAGCCGCGACGGUGACGCAGUGCACGGCGAGUACUCCCUGGUAGAGGCUGACGGAUCUGUACGUACCGUUCAAUACAGCGCUGAUGAUCACUCUGGCUUCAACGCCGUCGUCAGCCACUCCGCUCCAUCAGCUCACGCUGUUCCAGCACCAACGCACGUACUAGCACACCAUUAA
Danaus chrysippus (African queen) is the source of this 822-nucleotide messenger RNA. The record is from the annotation of a GenBank genome assembly. NCBI's taxonomy places the organism in Eukaryota, Metazoa, Arthropoda, Insecta, Lepidoptera, Nymphalidae.